Molecule: messenger RNA, 2232 nt
Organism: Bufo bufo (common toad)
Lineage: Eukaryota; Metazoa; Chordata; Amphibia; Anura; Bufonidae
Product: zinc finger protein 250-like
Exons: 6
Coding region: 1-2232 (743 amino acids)
Source: RefSeq, a predicted model, not a curated record
AUGCAUUCUGUCCACAUGGGGGUCCAGUUGCCGUUGUUGUCGCAGCAGGGAAAACCCAAGGUUGGGGAAUCCUCUAUUAAAAGGAAAUGUGCCAUCUGUAAAAAACAACUAGCAGGACACUCCAAAAAGACACUCUGCCAAAAAUGUGCAGAUAAAGUAAUGUCAGAGGAAACACCCUCUCUAGUGGACAGUUUAAGAUCCAUUAUUAAAGAAGAAGUUUCCUCAGCCUUCGAAACCAGGAUAGCCUCCCUCCCUCAGGAUCCCUCCACUUCAAAAUCCAUUCCAGAGACUCCUCUAGAAUCUGAAUUUGAUUUGGAUGAAGGCAAAGUAUCCUCAGAUUCAUCUGACAAUAAUUCUGUGAGGCCCCUCUGUUCAGUUGAAGAUACUGACUCCUUAUUAAAGACUAUUAGAGCGGCCAUGAAUAUUGAGCAAAUUAAAGAACCUCAAUCCGUCCAAGAUCACAUGUUUAAGGGUCUGGCAGACAAAAAAAGACAAGUUUUUCUGGUACACGAAAAUAUAUAUUUUUUUAUUGCUAAUGAAUGGAAAGACCCGGAGAAAAGAUCAGGAGUCUCCAGGGUUUUUAAACGCAAGUACCCCUUCAGCGAAUCAGACUCCACUCACUGGGAUAAAACCCCAGUUGCCAUGAUUUCAAAAAAGUCCUCACUUCCCUUUGAAGAUGUGGGACUCUUAAGAGAGCCCAUGGACAAAAAAUGUACUUCCAUUCGGCAUCUCAUCCGCCUCUCGGGUAUUCACGAAAGUCAUGGUGGAAGUAUCGGCUUACGUCCAUCAGCAGAAGAUCCUGUUCAUCCCCUAUCUGGACGACUUCCUGAUAGCUGCUUAUUCUCCGGAAAACCUUCUCAGCGAUUUACAGAUGACUGUACCAGGAACUUAGAGGAACAUCUUGUAUCUUUGGAUUUUGAAGUAGAUGACUGUGGUAUCACACGAGAUACAUUUCAAGAGCAUGCCAAUAUCCAAGAUAUAUCUUUAUCCAAUCACAGCAACAAUGCAUCAUUUGAUUCUUUUAAACAGGUCCGAUCUUCUGAUUCAUCACAGACUGUAACACAGAAUAAAAGUCACAGAAGAAGUGCUAAACAUCCAACAGCACACGUAGAAGAAAAGCCAUUUUCAUGUUCAGAAUGUGGUAAAAGUUUCAACCAUAAAUCACCUCUUGUUAUACACAAGAGAACUCACACAGGGGAGAAGCCAUUUUCAUGUUCAGAAUGUGGGAAAUGUUUUACCAAUAAUUCAGAUCUUGUUACACAUCAGAGAAUUCACACAGGAGAGAAGCCAUUUUCAUGCUCAGAAUGUGGGAAAUGUUUUACCAAUAAUUCAGAUCUUGUUAAACAUCAGAGAAUUCACACAGGAGAGAAGCCAUUUUCAUGCUCAGAAUGUAGUAAGCGUUUUACUCGCAAAUCAUAUCUUGUUGUACAUCAGAGAAAUCACACAGAGGAGAGGCCAUUUUCAUGUUCAGAAUGUGGAAAAUGUUUUAAGCAGAAAUCAUAUCUUGUUAUACAUCAGAGAAUUCACACCGGGGAGGAGCCAUUUUCAUGUUCAGAAUGUGGGAAAUGUUUUAAGCAGAAAUCAUAUCUUGUUAUACAUCAGAGAAUUCACACCGGGGAGAAGCCAUUUUCAUGUUCAGAAUGUGGGAAAUGUUUUAAGCUGAAACGGGCUCUUGUUGUACAUCAGAGAAAUCACACCGGGGAGAAGCCAUUUUCAUGUUCAGAAUGUGGGAAAUGUUUUAGCAAUAAUCCAGAGCUUGUUGUACAUCAUAGAACUCACACAGGAGAGAAGCCAUUUUCAUGCUCAGAAUGUGGGAAAUGUUUUAAGCAUAAACAAGCUCUUGUUACGCAUCAGAGAAUUCACACAGGAGAGAAGCCAUAUCCAUGUUCAGAAUGCAGUGAAUGUUUUAAGCAGCUAUCAGCUCUUGUUUUCCAUCAGAAAGUUCACACAGGGGAGAAGCCAUUUUCAUGUUCAGAAUGUGGAAAAUGUUUUAAGCAUAAAUCAAAUCUUGAUAAACAUCAGAGAAAUCACACAGAGGAGAGGCCAUUUUCAUGUUCAGAAUGUGGAAAAUGUUUUAAGCAGAAAUCAACUCUCUUUUCACAUAAAAAAACUCACAGAGAAGAAAAGCCAUUUUCAUGCUCGGAAUGUGUAAAAUGUUUUAAUCAGAAAUCAGCUCUUGUUACACAUCAAAAAACUCACAGAGAGAAGCAAUCCCCAUACUUAGCCCUUUAG